AUGAUUAAGGACCAGGGAUCCCUGACACUGGAGGACGUGGCCGUGGACUUCACGUGGGAAGAGUGGCAGCUCCUGGCCCCUGCUCAGAAGGCCCUGUACCGGGAUGUGAUGCUGGAGAACUACGGCAACCUGGUGUCUGUGGGGUAUCAAGCCAGCAAGCCGGCUGCUCUCUCCAGAUUGGAGCGAGGAGAACCAUGGCCUGUGGAAGACGAAGUCCACAGUCGACUCUGUCCAGAAAUGAGGAAAGAUGACUGUCUUCUACAGGAGGACUUGCAAAAUCAAAGUUGUCCAAAAAGAAUGGAACGAUGUCAUGAACAUAAUGCACUUGGAAAUGUUGUUUAUCAGAGCAAAAGUCAUUGUCCUUUAAGGCAACAUCAUGAUAUACUUUACUUACAUGGGAAAACACUGAAAUCAAACUUAAGUUCAAUCAGCCAGAACAGAAACUAUGAAGUAAAGAACCCCAUUAAGGCUAAUGUAGAUGGGAAAUUCUUCCUCCAUGCAAAGCAUGAGGAGUUUCACAAUGAAAGUAAGCUUCCUGAAUGUGGAAUUCCUAUGAACACAAAUUCUCAGAUCAUUACGUGUCUAGGAACUCAACAGAUAAAUAAACAUCAUGUUUGCACUGAAUGUGGGAAAGCCUUCAUCAAGAAGUCCCGCCUCAUCGAUCAUCAGAGAGUUCACACAGGAGAAAAACCCCACGGAUGCAGUGUAUGCGGGAAAGCUUUCUCUAGAAAGUCUAGACUCACUGAACACCAGAAAACCCACAUAGGAGAGAAACGGUAUGCAUGCAUUGAUGAUUGUGGAAAGGGCUUCAUUCAGAAGGGCAAUCUCAUUGUACAUCAGCGAACUCACACUGGAGAGAAACCCUAUGUAUGCACUGAAUGUGGGAAAGGCUUCAUCCAGAAGGGCAAUCUCCUGAUACAUCAGCGAACUCACACUGGAGAGAAACCCUAUAAACCCUACACGUGUAGUGACUGUGGGAAAGCAUUCAGGGAUAAGUCAUGUCUCAACAGACACCGGAGAAUUCACACAGGAGAGAGACCCUAUGGCUGCAAUGACUGCGGGAAAGCUUUCUCCCACUUGUCAUGCCUUCUCACUGAUCAUCAGAGAGUUCAUACAGGAGAGAAACCUUAUGGAUGCAGUCUUGAAUGUGGAAAAGGCUUCACUGGAAAGAGCAUGCUCACUAUACACCAGCGAACUCACACUGGAGAGAAACCCUACAUCUGCAGUGAAUGUGGGAAAGGCUUUACCACAAAGCACUAUGUCAUCAUCCACCAACGGAAUCAUACAGGAGAGAAACCCUACAUAUGCAGUGAAUGUGGGAAAGGUUUCAUCAUGAAGAGCCGUCUGACUGAACAUCAGCGAAUUCAUACAGGAGAGAAGCCGUAUGUGUGCAAUGAAUGUGGAAAAGGCUUUCCCAGAAAGGGUAAUCUGAUUGUACAUCAGAAGACUCAUACACGAACACAUACUGGUGAAAAACCUUACCGAUGCAGUGAAUGUGGGAAAGGCUUCGUUGUGAACAGUGGACUGAUGUUACAUCAGCGAACUCACACUGGAGAGAAACCCUAUAAAUGCAAUAAAUGUGGAAAAGAGUUUGCCUUUAAGAGCAAUCUUGUGGUACAUCAGCGAACUCAUACUGGAGAGAAACCCUUUACAUGCAGUGAUGAGUGUGGAAAAGGCUUCACUAUGAAGCGCUAUCUGAUUGCACAUCAGCAAACUCACAGUGGAGAGAAACCUUAUGUAUGCAGUGAAUGUGGAAAAGGCUUCUCCGGGAAGAGUAAUCUCACUGUGCAUCAGCGGACCCACACGGGGGAGAAACCCUAUGUAUGCAGUGAGUGUGGGAAAGGCUUCACCAUGAAGCGCUAUCUUGCUGUACACCAGCGAACUCAUACCGGAGAGAGACCAUAUUUGUGCAGUGAAUGUGGGAAAGAUUUCGCUGUGAAGAGUAAUCUCACCGUACACCUGCGAUCUCACACAGGGGAGAAAUCUUACAUAUGCAGUGAAUGUGGGAAAGGCUUCACCGUGAAGAGUAAUCUCAUGGUACACCAGCGAACUCACACGGGAGAGAAAUCUUACCGGUGUAACGAAUGUGGAAAAGGCUUUACCACAAAACUCACUCUCGUUAUACACCAACGAACUCACACAGGAGAGAAACCCUAUGAGUGCAAUGAGUGUGGUAAAGCCUUCAGUCAGAAGAUAUGCCUCAUACAACAUGAGAGGACUCACACAGGAGAGAGACCGUAUGGGUGCAGUGAUUGUGAGAAAGCCUUCUCCCACUUGUCAAACCUUGUGAAACAUAAGAAAAUGCACAUCAGAGAAAGAAUGCACACAGGAGAGAAACCUUACCAGUGCACUGAUUGUGGCAAAGCCUUCCUCAAGAAAUCACGGCUCAACAUACAUCAGAAAACCCACACCGGAGAGAAACGGUAUAUCUGCAGUGACUGUGGAAAGGGCUUCAUCCAAAAGGGAAAUCUCAUUAAGUCAGGUCUCAUUAAACAUCAAAGAAUUCACACAGGAGAGAAACCCUUUGAAUGCAGUGACUGUGGGAAAGCCUUCACUACAAAGCAAAAGCUCAUUGUCCAUCAAAGGACUCACACAGGAGAGAGACCUUACACCUGCAAUGAGUGUGGGAAAGCUUUUGCCUACAUGUCUUGCCUUGGUCUCAAUGUGCACCAGAAAACCCACACAGGAGAGAAACCAUUUAUUUGCAGUGAGUGUGGCAAGGGCUUUAUCCAGAAGGGAAACCUCAUGGUCCAUCUGCGGAUCCAUACGGGCGAGAAACCUUACACAUGCACUGAGUGUGGGAAAGGCUUCAGCCAGAAGACGUGUCUCACGGCACACCAGCGGAUUCACACUGGCAUGAGUCCCUUUGUGUGUGGUGAGUGUGGGAAGACGCUUUCCCAGAAAAUGGGUCUUAUCAAGCACCAGAGGACUCACACGGGAGAGAAGCCCUUUGAAUGCAGCCACUGUGGGAAGGGCUUUAUUGAGAAGCCACAGCUCGUGAUACACCAGAGGAUCCACACGGGGGAGAAACCCUACAGAUGCAGCAAGUGCGGGAAAUCAUUCAGAGGGAAGUCGGUCCUCAAUAAACACCUGAAAACUCACUCAAGAGUCCAUACAGGAGAGAAGCCCCAUGGGUGCAGCAGCUGUGGGAAAGCCUUCUGCCACAAGUCCUCCCUCACUAAACAUAAGAGAACUCAUACAAAAGAGAAACGUGUCAAUUCAGUCAAGGUAGAAAAGGAUUCCUUGGAGAGCCAUGACUCAUGUGCCACAGAACCCAAACAGGAGAAAACCUACAUUGAGACAGUGACAAUGCAGGGGCCUGCUGUGGCAGUGCAGGCAUCAUUAAACAUCCAUGGGUUCCUUGCCCAGGGGAAUGUGGUUCUUGUGGGAGAGCCUGUGGCCAGAUAUGUCCCCUCAGGAGAUGGCAGAGAGUUUUCACAGGAGAGGAACCUCAUGAAUGUAGUUAGUGUGGUACUGCCUUCAGUUACCAAUUAUGUCUUCUUUUAUGUCACAGGAAACAUGUAA
This is a messenger RNA of Rangifer tarandus platyrhynchus (Svalbard reindeer), 3525 nucleotides long. The record is from the annotation of a GenBank genome assembly. NCBI's taxonomy places the organism in Eukaryota, Metazoa, Chordata, Mammalia, Artiodactyla, Cervidae.